GGUCCAAAGAAGGGGGAGUGUCCCUGACGACGACUUCUCCUUUCUAGGAAGUUAUUUCGGCCCAGUAUCUAGUACUGACGUGUUAGCAUUCAGCAAACAGUGGACACCAAAAUAACCUACAAGCAUCCCCGGUGGAACCAAGUUUCAAAAAGUCGUAAAUACGCGUGGAAAAAGAAGCUGUCAAAAUCUUCCCUGCUUUUGAUAUCAUUGCCUCAUAAACAGUACUGGGUUACCGUUGGAGGCAUUUUGGAUUUCAACCUUGUGUGUUCGGUGGUGAACUUGUGGAUUGUAACGCUGUCUGGGAGCAGAAUUGUACAACAUGACAUCCACGGGGGACGAACAACCUGAUGUCAAGCAAAACCCUUUGGAUAAGAGGACAGGAACUCUGGGUCUUCAGAAGUACACGUUAGAGGAGGUGAAGAUCAAAGAUGUAGCGCUGAGACUGGUGGCCGUUCAUCAGAUGGAGAUGCGGGAAGCUCACCUUGUGCUGACGGGACAGCGGAUAUGGCCGGCUGCUAAGGUCCUGGCGUUGUAUCUCGUGGAGAACCCUGACAUCCUGCAGUCUGCGGGGUCCGUGCUGGAGCUCGGGGCGGGCCCGGGGCUGCCCGGACUGGUGGCGGCAAAACUCGCGCCCCAGCCCGACCGGGUGGUGCUCACAGACAACAAGGACCUGGUGCUCGACCUGCUGGACAAAAACAUCGUCAAGAACUUCGACAACGGAGACCCGAUGGCAGACAAACCGCGCUGUUGCCAUCUAGAGUGGGGAAAGGGCGUGACCGACUUCCGGGACCAAUAUGGUGGUUUUGACGUCAUCCUAGCCUCUGACGUCAUCUACCACCGGCCGGACAUUCCGCUUCUACUUCAAACGGCCAGAGAUCUACUCAACGACAAGCCGUCUUCCGUGCUGCUGCUGAGCUACAACGACCGCGCCAAGAUCUUCCAGCAGACGGUGAAGGAGACCGCGCAGGAGUGCGGGCUCGAGUGGACGGACAUUCCAUUCCGAGAGCUCCUGCCCAACUUCUCUCAGCUCGUACAUCCGGACGAAGUCCGACACUUACACCUCAUGGUGUUCAUGAAGGGUGUGAGCUAGUGAACACGGUUGUGUGCUCCUUUUUUAAUUUCGUAAAUCGUUUCGAAAGGUCACAAAAUCGUCAUUUUAUGGACGGCAUACACAAGUAAGUGUUAAUUGGGAACAUUUUGUUGACACGUAAUUGCUAAAUGUAAAUAACGUUGGACCAGAGAUUUGUGGUGAAAUAUUUGUCUGCUUUAGCUUGUGCGCCAUGUUUGUAAAUUGUUUUUUUUUUAAACAAUGCAAGGUUGGUUAUUACCAUUCAAAUUUUAAUGCACUGCCAUUCUAAUGUCGAUAUUUGUAAGUACCUAAGUUAUAAGGGCUAAGAAAACUACUGAAGUGGGCUACAAUUACUUUCUGUUCAAUAAAAGUGAGCCGUACACUCA
Messenger RNA from Branchiostoma floridae (Florida lancelet), 1455 nucleotides. Its product is annotated as protein N-lysine methyltransferase METTL21A-like. The transcript is spliced from 6 exons. The record is from RefSeq and is a predicted model, not a curated record. Lineage: Eukaryota; Metazoa; Chordata; Leptocardii; Amphioxiformes; Branchiostomatidae. The coding region runs from base 320 to 1090 and encodes 256 amino acids. Gene Ontology annotation, cellular component: nucleus; cytoplasm.